Stegodyphus dumicola is the source of this 1053-nucleotide messenger RNA. RefSeq lists its product as uncharacterized. Gene Ontology annotation, molecular function: calcium ion binding. NCBI's taxonomy places the organism in Eukaryota, Metazoa, Arthropoda, Arachnida, Araneae, Eresidae. The record is from RefSeq and is a predicted model, not a curated record.
CAUUUUGCUUUAUUUUGUCAGGCAUCGAUAAAAAAACCUCCUCUCACUAAUAACGAUCAAAAACAAAACUCUAAACUGCUGCCAACUUCUCAGCUACCUAAAAGAAUAAUUUAGGUAGAAAAUUUUCAUUUCUUAAGAGGAUGAAAUAAAUUCCUGGCAAUAAUUUUAUUAAUAAAUUCGAGAUUUCUUUCCUAAGAGUUUUUGAAGAAGCGAUUAAGAAAGAGAAUGAAAACGCUUAACGUUUUAUGUGUUGCUCUGUUAUUUUCAGCAACUUGUGGAAGCAACAUAUUUACAGAUCUAUCAGGAAAUACUGAAGAACUUUUAAAACAAUCAUCACUGGAGCAAGUUAUGGAAUUCCAAGAUGUGGAGGAAGGGAAAAUGAUGCUUCAAAAUCUCACUCAAGAUAACUGCGAUUGUGGACCGAGAGGCAAAGUCUGCGAGUAUGUGAAAGGGCGUAGAAAAUGUAUAUGUGACAAGGGUUACGCCGAUGACAAAGGUGUAUGCCAAAGAUGCAAUUGUGAGAUACCUGGCCAAAUUUGUUCUUUUGGCUGGUUAGAUCGUUACUGUAGCUGCCCGGAUGGAUACGAAGAGAGGUAUCAAGAGUGUCUAAAAUGCGUCUGCGGUCCAAAUUCAAAACUUUGCUAUUUUAGCAGUUUCAAUGGGGAGAAACGAUGCAGUUGCGAAGAUGGAUAUGCGCAGAUGUUUGGAGGAUGCCAGAUAUGCGACUGUGGAACGAAUUCAACAAGCUGUGAGUUUGAUGAAAAGGGAGAUAAAAAAUGCGGAUGUGCGGAAGGAUAUUCCGUAAUGCAAGGAAAAUGUAAAGAAUGCAGCUGUGGUGACCACGGAAAGUGUACUUUCGACGGCGUAAUCAAAUCCUGUACCUGUGAUAAAGGAUAUGCUGUCAAAAAUGGAAAAUGUGAAGCAUGCGACUGCGGAGUAAACGGUGACUGUAUUUUCGAUGAAAAUGGAAAAAAGACUUGCCAAUGUUAUAGGACUUUUGAGGAAUACAAUGGAAUAUGUGUGUGUAAGUAUAAUUAUAUUUCUAUGGAAUAA